GUAAGUAACUCUUUCCUUAAUCUUUAACUAUCUCGUCGUUCUGGCGCUGAUCUCAUUAUAAUCUCUAUAUUUUGUUUAUUAUUCCUUGGCUGCUGGAAUUCCUAUGCUUCCUGUUUAAUUCCUUCCCUAUUCCGUUUGAUUUGAAGUUAGAAAUCUGCUUCUUGCGUUUGUAGACUCGUGUGAUUUCAGGAAACAAGAUUACUUACUGAAAUCGUGGAAUACUUUGUUGGUUCUCUGGAUGGCCGUUUAAGCUUAUGGAUAACAUUGCUAAGGUGAUAUGAAGAAGAGUUUUGUGUCUUCUAGUCAUACAACAUAGAAAAUUUGGUAAAUAUCUUCUGAAAAAACAUCAGUAUACAACCUUGUGCAGACUUGGGCAUCACUUCUGUGUUUGGUUUUAUAAUGCAGAAGUCAAGUGUUUUUCAUCAGACAUGGUUCCGAAACUUUGUGAGGGAAAACAAUGUACUGAUUGAUUUUGAGAAUCACACAUCAUUUAAAAAUUUAUUUCCAGUUAGAACUAUAGUAAAUUCGAGCCAACUAAAGGCAACUAUUCAAUGUCGAACUAAAAGUACUAUAAAAAUCAAAAGUACGAUAGAUCAAAAUGUUCAAGAAUUAUUUGAUGAGGAUGAUGGGCUUUGUCCCAUUGACUGUGUAAGAGAGUUUAAGACGGAUGAGGAAUUUUUUGGGAUUUUGGAGAAAGCAAAAGAAAUGAAUGCAUUAGUUGUGGUGGAUUUUUAUAAAACUUCAUGUGGGAGCUGUCGGUAUAUAGAGCAGGGUUUUGUCAAACUAUGCAAGGGUGCUGGUGACCAAGAAGCUCCAGUUAUUUUUCUAAAACACAAUGUUCUUGAUGAAUAUGAUGAACGGUCUGAGGUUGCUGAAAGGCUUCGAAUUAGGACUGUUCCGCUUUUCCAUUUUUACAAAAAUGGAUUCUUGUUGGAAGCAUUCCCGACCAGAGAUAAAAAGCGAAUACUCGAAGCCAUCCUCAAGUACACAGCUCCUGCUUCUCAAGAAGUCGAUUCUGUUUCGUGAAGUUUAGAAUAUUUAUUGCCUUCGCAUUAUUAUAUAUCUCUGCAUAGAUGAUUAUAUGAUCCCCUUGGGAUUUGUAGCAUAGACAAUUGGUGUAUUCAAAUGACAUAAAUUUGUACAUCUCAUGUUUGUGAGUUGUUGAACUCGAGCUGGACCUUAGUGUACGAAAUGAGAUGUAUUUAAAAUUUUCAUAGAAACUUGGAUGCGCAUUGACCAUGCUAUAAUCGGUCCUUAGGAUUUUGUCUCUAAUUUGAAGAUUAUUUAAAUGCAGGAGGUCUAAGACAUUUUUUGGUGACAGUAAAGAAUGGUAUGCUUA
Molecule: messenger RNA, 1339 nt
Organism: Striga asiatica
Lineage: Eukaryota; Viridiplantae; Streptophyta; Magnoliopsida; Lamiales; Orobanchaceae
Source: the annotation of a GenBank genome assembly